Messenger RNA from Daktulosphaira vitifoliae (grape phylloxera), 3144 nucleotides. RefSeq names its product WD repeat-containing protein 44. The transcript has 8 exons. The coding region runs from base 167 to 2941 and encodes 924 amino acids. Lineage: Eukaryota; Metazoa; Arthropoda; Insecta; Hemiptera; Phylloxeridae. Gene Ontology annotation, molecular function: protein binding. The record is from RefSeq and is a predicted model, not a curated record.
ACGGUAGAUAACAUGACAAAACGUACAAACUUCACAAUUUUAUUUUUAUUUUAUGAAUUCUUAAUACUAUAAAUUUUUUAUUACUUGUUCCUACCUUUAAUAUAAUGCUUUGUAUAAAUUAAUUUUUUUUUCACCUUGUUAAUGUUAAAAUGUUUAAUUGUUAACUAUGUCAAAUUCAAACAGUGAUAAUGAUGAAUUUUUUGAUGCUGAAGAUUUAACUAUUUGCACAGAAAAUGAUGAAACUAAAACAACUAUUAAAAAUGAAAAAGAAGUUAUGGAAGAAAAAAAAAAAAAUAUGACUUUCAAACUAAAUACUACUGUUAAACCAAAUUUAGAAGUUAAUAGUCGGCGAAAAUUUUUUGAAAUUAGACAACAUAUGCAGAUUGAUGAGGAUGAAACACAACCAGUUUCUCCUACUGAAAGUCAAGCGUCAUCAGCAGAUGGUGUUUUUUUAGCACCUUCACACAGACCUAGCCAUCCUUUUCGUGUCAUUGAACCUGAUGGAGUAUCAGUUCAAAGCAUAUUAUCAUUGGGAAAAGUUGGCAGAUUACUAGGAAGUGUUUCAACAGAUCAAUGCUUUGAGAAAGAAAAUAAUAUUCAUCUAUCAGAAAGUUUAAAAUCAUCGGAACCUUGUACUCCAGUCUUUUCAGAAGAUAAAUUUAUCGUUCCAGUUGAUAGUGUAAAUACUUUAAAUGAACCAGAUGUGAUAGCAAGCACAAAGACGUCAAAUAAUGGCACAUGUAAUAUAGAAAAUGUUAAACCAAUUGCACCUCCUAGACGAAAGAGACGCAAACAAGCUGCUAAUGAAAAUAACAGUUUUACAACUAAAAAUAAUGCUAAUCAAUUAAAUGUUUUAAUUAAAGAAACUAGUAAUAAUUCUUUAUCAAGUCCGGUAAGCACUAUUGAGUCCUUAACCAGAGAAUUAGAAAAUUCUUUAGAUCUUCAAUCUGCUACAAAAGGUCAAUAUGUUGUUAAUCACCGUGAUGAUGAAAAACCAGUUUUAAAUAUUGUUCAAGAAAUUACUGAUGAAAUUAAAGAUAAAUCAAGAACAUUAAGUUCUCACAGCAAUACUUAUCCAAUGUCAACAAGUGGAAUUACAUGUAAUCGUUCAUAUACAAGGGUUACUCCAAGAGAAAGACGAAGAUCUGCUGGUGAUGAACAAGAAUUGCGUGACCAACAGUUAAAUAUGUUUUUGAAAACUCAUACUGAUUCAGGAAAAAAACUGACCGAUAUAGAAAUUUUGGAACAAAUCACUGUAUUAAAUUUGGACACUGGUGAACGAGUUCCAUUAAGUAUAGCUGAGGAUAAGUUACCUCAAUGUAUUAACCCAUUAUCUUUACACAUAAUGCGUUUAACAUCAGAAUAUGUAAGCACCCCAAAUUUGGAUUCCAACUCUUACAAAACCAAUUCUACUAAACAAAUUAAAGAAUCAGAUGAAGAAAGUAUUGGCAGUAAAUCAAAUGAUACUGUAGCUACAGGAAGGGAUGAUCCUGUUGAUGAAUCAGCCAUUCGUCGUCGUACUGCAAAAAUUAAAAGGUUUUUAGGAACUACUGUUAAAAAGACUGUAAAUAAAGCUAGAACAAUUGCACAUGAAGUAUCUCAUGUACGUCAUAAAGAGGAUGUCAUGGAGAUAGUUGAUUUAGUUGAAAGACCACAAAUUACUGCUGAUAUUCCCAAUUCCCCACAAGUAUCUGAACCUUUUAAAUUAAGAUCUUCUAAUAGUCAUAAAGGUCCUUAUGAAUUUGAUUCUGUUCAACAUGUUCAAGAAUUUUGCAACGAGCAUACUGGAGCUGUGUGGUGUAUGAAGUUUUCUAUGUGUGGAAGACUAUUAGCUACAGCUGGCCAAGAUCGUGUGCUUAGAAUAUGGGUUUUACAAGAUGCUUACAAAGAUUUUCAUGAAAUGAGGAAAAAGUAUGACGCUGAAAAAGUUUCACCUACCCCAUCAACUGAAUCACUUGUAUCACAACUUUCUGUUGAUGAUCAGUCUUUUUUAAUAGAUCCUGAUGAUCGGGGCCCAUUUAUGUCACGGCCAUUCUGUACCUAUAAUGGUCACCGCUCUGAUUUACUAGAUAUUGCAUGGUCAAAAAAUUAUUUUGUUCUUUCUUCAUCAAUGGAUAAAACUGUUAGAUUGUGGCAUAUUAGUAGAAGAGAAUGCCUAUGUUGUUUUCAACAUAUUGAUUUUGUAACAGCAAUAUGUUUUCACCCACGGGAUGACCGAUACUUUUUAAGUGGAUCAUUAGAUGGAAAACUUCGUCUUUGGAAUAUACCUGAUAAAAAAGUUGCUGUAUGGAAUGAAGUUGAAGGUCAAACAAAACUUAUAACUGCUGCAAACUUCUGUCAAAAUGGUAAAUUUGCUGUAGUUGGGUCAUAUGAUGGUAGAUGUAUAUUUUAUACUACAGAUCAGUUACGCUAUCACACCCAAAUACAUGUACGCUCAACUCGUGGUAGAAACUCAACUGGACGUAAAAUUAGUGGCAUUGAACCCAUGCCUGGUGAAGAUAAAAUUUUGGUAACAUCAAAUGAUAGUAGAGUCAGGUUAUAUGAUCUCAGAGACCUAAAUUUAUCAUGUAAGUAUAAGGGAUAUGUAAAUAUUAGUAGUCAGAUCAAAGCUAGUUUCAGUCAUGAUGGAAAGUAUAUUGUAUGUGGUUCUGAAAAUCAGUGUAUUUAUAUAUGGAAAACACAUCAUGACUAUUCUAAAUUUACAUCUGUCAGGAGAGAUCGAAAUGACUAUUGGGAAGGAAUCAAAGCUCAUAAUGCUGUAGUUACUUGCGCAAUUUUUGCCCCGAAUCCAGAAAUUGUUUUCAGACAAAUGAAAAAUGAUGAGAACAAAAGUCAAGAUGGCUAUGUCUUAGUAAGUGCUGAUUUCAAUGGUUGUAUUCGCGUUUUUAUUAAUAGAAUGAAACCAAAACAUAGUUCAUUACCAGCCAGUGCAAUGGCAUAAAACUAAAUGUGAAGAUUUUAUUAAUGCAAUUUUAUGUAUGUUAUUUUUUAUUUAUUGCAAAUUUAAAUUAUUGAACAAUAUUUAUGUAUGGUUUAUAGCAUUAGUUUUUUUAAUAAUAUAAUUUAUUCUAUGGAAGGCGAGGUAUAAUUCAUGUUAAUUUGUUACCAUAAUUUAUGACAGAAAUAUAUUUUAAACUAAUUUUA